AUGGCAACAAGUAUGGGCCCGAAUUUCUCUGGGCAUCCUGCUGGCAUGGGGCAUCCAGGUGUCGCUGGCCAUCCCAUGGGACCUGGUGGCAUGCCUCACAACCCAGGUCAGCAAGGUGCUCCUGGGGGAAUGCCUCAUCAAUUCGGAGGACCUAUGGUCUCUGCUCCCGGAGCACAAGUAAACCCUGCCCUCAUGGGCGGUAUGCCGCCGGGUGCGAACCCAAAUGCUCAUGCUUUACAGCACCUCAACCCCACCGCGCAGCAGCAAAUGCUUCAGCAACAGCUCCAGCAACAACAUUUUGGUAAUCCGCAAGCGAUGGCUGCGAUGCGACAGCAACAGCAACACCUACUUCAGCAACAACAACAAGCGCGACAACUCAUGGCUCAUCAAGCCUUCCAAGCCAAUAUUCAGGGCGGUAUGCCUAUUAACAUGGGUCAAUUUAGCCAACUCAACCCUCAGCAGCUCCAUCAACUCAGAAGAGGCCUGGCUCCGGGACAGCAUCCACAAGCCCAAGCGAUUAUGGCCCAGCAGCUUGCUCUGCAACAACAUCAACAGCAACAGCAGCAGCAGCAGCAACAGCAGCAACAACAACAGCAGCAGCAGCAGGUUGCUCAUGCUCAGCAAAUGCAAGCUGGACCUAAUCCAGGCCAACCGAUGCAGAUGAACGCUCAGAGCAUACAAGCUAUGCAGCAAAAUCAACUCGCUCUUCAAAAUCAGAUGGCCAACCAGCAGGGCCAACAACCCCAGGGCCAACCUCAGCCUCAACCCCAACCACAACAGCAGCAACAGCAGCAACAGCAGUCUGGCCAGCAACAGCCUCAGCACACCCCUCAGCAAUCAUCGCAGGCUGGUACACCCGCUCCCACUGGACCUCAAACACCAGCUCAAACGCCCAGCUCAACUCCUGCUCAGCCCUCCCAACUUCCACCUGGACAGAGCCAACCCCAGGUGCCACAAACUCCUGCUCAAUCACAAGCUCAACCGCAGCCUCAACCCCAGGCACAGUCACAACCGCAGCCACAAGCUCAGCAUCAGCAGCAUCAGAUGAGCGCCACUACCGCGCAGCAACUCGCACUUCAAAGCCAACUUCUCCAGCAGCAGCGACGAGAUAGCAUGAAGGGCCAAUGUUUACUAAAGCUGAUGCAAUUCAGCGAACACUUGAGUGGCUUUCCUGGCUCAAAGGGCCGAGAUGACGUCUCCUACUGGCAGGGCUUUGUGUUUCGCUUCUUCUCACCAAAUGGUGUCUUUCGUCAUUCAUUACAUAUCACUGACGCCGAGGAUACGACCGAUAAGCAAUACGAAAUCGCUUAUCCUGCUAUUGCUCGAUACUUUCACACGCAUUUUGGCAGUGGCGUAAAGAAUAUGCAGUUGAUCAUGGAUAAGGGUGUGACAGAUCGACCUCUUCCUGGCGAUUGUCACUGUAUUGAAAAUUCCAAGGCCAGUUUCGUUUAUUGGUUCGAGACUGGAUCUCACUUGGUCGCUAGUGGUACGCUCCGAGCACAAUUCGACGCUGAACAAAGGAUCGAACUUUUCGAGUUCCUCACCACGAGUCAUGACGAAUUCAUAUCACGAAAACAGGUCAUCGAUGCAGCGAAGCCCGCCCACAUGUGGAUGAAGGAAUGGCACAAAACUAACUCACAGGAUGGCAAAUCACCCGAAUUGUCUAAGAAGGGCAAGGGUCGACAGUUGAAGUCACCUCAAACCCAGCCACCAGAGGUCCUAGUUGACCUGCCGGAUUCGGCUGUCAACAGCAAAGGUGUGACUGAAGCUGUCUUCCAGUUUCUUGAGAUUGUUGAAGUGAUGGGACAGAUGAACCCAUUAUUCCAAUUUUACCAUUCGAACCCCGGCCUUGGCCCGUACCAAGCCCUCGAUCAGUAUGUCUCAACACAGAUCAACGGAGUUCCGCCCAAUAUGAAUGGUCAACAAAUACCCCCCGGGGCCCGCACACCGAGCUUCGGACAAUUUCCCAUGGGUGCAAGCCCAGCCGCGGCUCAUAUGAACCUCCCUGGAUCACCACACAUGGGCAGCCCAGCACCUGGACACAUGCAAGCUCCCGGAAUGCAGAUGCAGCAAAGUCAGCAGGGCACUGGGUCAAGCGGCCCCAGUGCAAACACCUCCCCCGCUUCGAACAAGCGCCGACGGCCAUCAGCAGUGAAAGAGGAGGAUGGAUCUGGAGCACCUACGCCUGCUGCCAAUGGAAUCCCACGUAAUGCCAAACCACCCACACCAAGGAUGCCAAAGCGUCUCAAGGGAAACCCGCCAGCCCAGUAA
This is a messenger RNA of Fusarium proliferatum ET1, 2271 nucleotides long. RefSeq names its product putative CYC8-general repressor of transcription. Bases 1 to 2271 code for a protein of 756 amino acids. The record is from RefSeq and is a predicted model, not a curated record. NCBI's taxonomy places the organism in Eukaryota, Fungi, Ascomycota, Sordariomycetes, Hypocreales, Nectriaceae. Gene Ontology annotation, biological process: positive regulation of transcription by RNA polymerase II; negative regulation of transcription by RNA polymerase II. The transcript has 6 exons. Gene Ontology annotation, cellular component: nucleus; transcription regulator complex.